AUGAUUCGAGGACAUUCCCGUCUUCUGCCUCUGGCCAUCCUCCUUCUACUCCCAUGGCAGGCCGUCUCCAGCGACACGGUCACGCCGGCGACGCCGCUCGCCGGGAACCGUACACUAGUGUCGUCCGGCGGGACGUUUGCGCUCGGGUUCUUCACCCCGGACCCUGGCACGGGCAGGACGUACCUCGGCAUCUGGUACAACAACAUCCCGGCGCGGACCGUCGUGUGGGUGGCGAACCGUGGUGCACCGGUCGUCGGCUCGGCGGCGACGCUCAAGAUCGACGGCAACGGGAGUCUCGCCGUCGUGAACGAGCAAGGCAGCGUCGCGUGGGCGUCGCCGGUGACGACGGACGUCGUCGCGCGCAGCCCCACGGCCCAGCUCCUCGACAGCGGCAACCUCGUGCUACGUUUCGCCGGCGGCGGCGGCGGCGUGGCGUGGCAGAGCUUCGACUACCCGACCGACACGCUGCUCCCGGGGAUGAAGCUGGGCGUCGACCUCCGCACGGGCCUCGACCGGUACAUGAGCUCGUGGCGCGGCGCCGACGACCCGUCCCGCGGGGAGUUCUCGUUCCGGCUCGACCCGCGCGGCUCGCCCGAGCUGUUCCUCUACCGGUGGUCGGGCCGGACGUACGGCAGCGGGCCGUGGAACGGGUACCAGUUCUCCGGCGUGCCCAACCUCAGGUCCAACGGCCUCCUCACCUUCCGCUUCGCGUCCACGCCGGAGGAGGCCUACUACCGGUACGAGGUCGACGGCGGCAGCGACGUCCUCACGCGGUUCGUGCUCAACUGCUCCGGCCAGAUCCAGCGGCUCGUGUGGAUCGACAUGACGCGCUCCUGGAGCGUCUUCUGGUCCUACCCCAUGGACGAGUGCGACGGCUACCGCGCAUGCGGGCCGUACGGCGUCUGCAGCGUCGCGCGCUCUCCCAUGUGCGACUGCGCGGCGGGGUUCCAGCCGAGGUUCCCCAAGGAGUGGGAGCUUCGGGACGGCUCCGGCGGCUGCGCGAGGCGCACGGAGAUCAACUGCACCGGCGGCGACGGGUUCGACACGCUGAGGAACAUGAAGCUGCCGGAGUCGGCCAACGCCACGGUCGACGGGACACUGACCCUCGAGGAGUGCCGGGUGAGCUGCCUGAAAAACUGCGCGUGCCGUGCUUACGCCAGUGCCAAUGUCAGCAGCCCGGCCGGCAAGGGGUGCUUCAUGUGGACCGGCGACCUGCUUGACAUGCGGCAGUUCGAAAAUGGAGGCCAGGAUCUCUUCGUCCGGCUCGCUGCAUCAGACCUGCCCGCCAACAUUGCUGUCUCCAAGCAAUCGCAGGCUAGGAAGCUCGUCGAAAUCAUUGUUCCAUCCAUUGUCGCGCUACUGUUACUUCUAGCCGGACUAUUCUUCUGCACCAUGAAAGCGAAGAAGUGCAGGACGGUGACUCAGACAGCACUGCACAACGGCCCGGAUACUCCGUUCGGACGAAGAAACCAGAUAGCUGCUGCAUCAACCGAUGAUACUCAGGACAGCUCCCUGCAUCCCCCUGGUCAGGGCAAUCACCAGGAUUUAGAUCUCCCAUCGUUUGAUGUAGCCACGAUCCUAGCUGCUACCGACAGUUUCUCCAUCGUUAACAAGAUUGGUCAAGGAGGUUUUGGUCCUGUCUACAUGGGGAAGCUUGACGGGGGAAAAGACAUAGCGGUGAAGAGGCUGUCGCGUAGAUCGAUGCAAGGGCUUCGAGAAUUCAAGAAUGAAGUCAAGUUGAUCGCGAGACUUCAGCACAGGAAUCUCGUCAGGCUUCUUGGUUGCUGCAUCGAUGGUUCAGAGAGGAUGCUAGUGUAUGAGUACAUGCACAACAGUAGCCUCAACACCUUCCUUUUCAAUGAAGAAAAGCGAUCGCUGUUAAACUGGGAAAAGCGGUUCAGCAUCGUCAACGGGAUAGCAAGAGGGAUACUGUAUCUCCAUCAGGAUUCGGUCCUAAGGAUCAUCCACAGGGAUCUUAAGGCGAGCAACAUCCUGCUCGACAAAGACAUGAAUCCCAAGAUCUCAGACUUCGGUGUUGCGCGGAUAUUCGGAGCUGACCAGACGGCUGCGCACACCAAGAAAAUAGCAUGGAGGAUGUGGAAGGAAGGCCGGACCCUAGAAUUCCUCGAUCAGUCGAUCACUGAGACGUCGAACGUGAGGGAAGUGGUGAGAUGCAUACAGAUCGGCCUGCUUUGCGUCCAGGAGCAGCCGAGGCACAGACCAACCAUGUCGGCGGUGACCAUGAUGCUGGGCAGCGAGAAUGUGGCGCUACCGGAACCAUGUGAGCCGGCGUUCAGCACGGGCAGGAACAACAGCAGCAAGGACAAGGAGGCGAGCCGGUCUAACAGCGCAAGCAGUUGGACCAUAACUGUGGUAGAGGGUAGAUAGUGAUUGCAACUUGCAAGGUGAAUAUUUUUUGGUUGGGGAAUUAGAGCUUAGGGAAUAGAAAUCGAAGAGGCACGAAUCCUUAAAUCUGAGGAUGGUUGAAAGACAUGAGCAUUUUGGAGAGACAGGGUGUGGUCUAGCUCCCACCAUUCAUUGACAAUGGAGAGUGGAAAUUGGAAGGGAACUGAUUUACA
Molecule: messenger RNA, 2579 nt
Organism: Lolium rigidum
Lineage: Eukaryota; Viridiplantae; Streptophyta; Magnoliopsida; Poales; Poaceae
Product: G-type lectin S-receptor-like serine/threonine-protein kinase At4g27290
Exons: 5
Coding region: 1-2388 (795 amino acids)
Biological process (GO): recognition of pollen; protein phosphorylation
Molecular function (GO): protein serine/threonine kinase activity; ATP binding
Source: RefSeq, a predicted model, not a curated record